AUGUCAGGGUGGUGUGUUGAGUAUAUUCAUCUGACUAUUAGUCAGAUUGCAGAAGAUGUGCGAAAUUCGAACAAGACGUGUUGGUUUACAUCAAGAAUAUUCCGAUGUUUUAUUUUAACUUGUUCAUUGCAAUACUCUUCUGAUUAUGAAUAUGCUCGUCUUGAGGUGCAAGCUGCACAAUUAAAAGAACCAAUUCGUUUACCUGAAGAUAAUCCACCACCCCGAGUGUAUCUUAGCGUUGCUGAUCGUCGUAUUCUUGAUUGGCAUAUGGCUAACUUAGAAUUUCCUAAUGCGGCACCAUUAAAUUGUUUAUCGUUGAAAUACUGGGAUCAACGUGUUGAAGUCAAUGUGAAAAAUGGUGAAGAUUCCAAAAAUGAUAUGAUUGAAACCUAUCGAGCUGAAGUAGUCCUUGUUACUGUGCCAUUAGGUGUAUUACAAGAAAAUAUAAUUGUAUUCGAUCCACAACUACUACCUGAAGAUAAACAAUCAGUCUUUGAAAACUUUGGUUUCGGAAACAAAACCAAAGUAAAAUUCAUUGGUUUUUAUUCUUUAUGGAUUAAAAAAAAUUGA
Molecule: messenger RNA, 570 nt
Organism: Rotaria socialis
Lineage: Eukaryota; Metazoa; Rotifera; Eurotatoria; Philodinida; Philodinidae
Source: the annotation of a GenBank genome assembly